This is a messenger RNA of Anopheles aquasalis, 9608 nucleotides long. RefSeq names its product acetylcholinesterase-like. The record is from RefSeq and is a predicted model, not a curated record. NCBI's taxonomy places the organism in Eukaryota, Metazoa, Arthropoda, Insecta, Diptera, Culicidae. Gene Ontology annotation, molecular function: acetylcholinesterase activity. Gene Ontology annotation, biological process: choline metabolic process; acetylcholine catabolic process. Gene Ontology annotation, cellular component: plasma membrane.
UACAACAGACCUCUUCGGUAGACUCGUGUGAUCUUUCAAGGUUACCGUGUGUGCGCGAUCGUUUGUGUCCGGUGUGCGGCCUUAACGAACUUCCUGCCGAAGACAAGUCAAGCCGCAGCUCCAAGUAACUGGUCGCUAGUGCCAACAGUAGUCGACAGUGGUCGACCGAUAAGUCAGAAACAGCAGCAGCAGCAGCAGCAGCAACCAGCGUCUGCCAGCGUGAAUCCGGUGAUGGAGAUCCGAGGGCUUCGGGUGGCGAUGGGUUGCCGGCGAAGGAUGGAUGGUGCCGUUGCGCUAAUGCUGAGCCUGCCGCCGAUGGUGGUGUUGCUGCUGUUGGCGCCCUUCCUACAGACAGUCGCCGGGCGGCAUCACGAGCUGGGCGUUGGUGGUGGUACGCAUCAGCUGUCGAGCGGUGGCGGAGUGACCGGUGGACUCGGAGGACUGGCGGUGGCCCAAUCGCAGACACUGCUGCCAGGAUCGCAAUCCAGUGCCAGUGGCGGCUCCUCAUCGUCCUCAGCGUCGUCGUCGUCGUCGUUGUCGUCGGCCGAAGAGGAGGAAGUGGCGCGGCUCACGCUCGGCAAGGAUGCAGAUGCCUUUUUUACACCAUAUAUAGGUCACGGUGAGUCCGUACGAAUUAUAGACCCCGAGCUGGGCACGCUCGAACGUGAGCACGUUGUCCACGCCAGUAAUGGUGGCGGUGGUGGUGGUGGUGGUGGUGGUGGUACGCCAUCACUUCGGCGGCGAGGUCUGACGAGGCGUGAAUCGAACGCAGAUGCUAGCGAUAAUGAUCCGCUCGUGGUAAACACGGACAAGGGUCGGGUACGGGGCAUCACGGUGGACGCCCCCAGCGGCAAGAAGGUAGACGUGUGGCUCGGUAUUCCGUACGCGCAGCCCCCAGUCGGUCCGUUGCGUUUCCGCCAUCCACGGCCGGCCGAAAAGUGGAGUGGAGUACUGAACGCAACGACGCCACCGAACAGCUGCGUCCAGAUCGUUGAUACGGUGUUCGGUGACUUCCCGGGUGCGACCAUGUGGAACCCGAACACACCACUCUCGGAGGAUUGCCUGUACAUCAACGUGGUGGCACCACGGCCACGGCCCAAGAAUGCUGCCGUCAUGCUGUGGAUCUUCGGUGGUGGUUUCUACUCCGGUACGGCCACACUCGACGUGUACGAUCAUCGGGCGCUCGCCUCGGAGGAGAACGUGAUCGUCGUCUCGCUCCAGUACCGGGUGGCCAGUCUUGGGUUCCUGUUUCUCGGUACACCGGAAGCGCCCGGUAAUGCUGGAUUGUUCGAUCAAAAUCUCGCCCUACGAUGGGUACGGGAUAAUAUCCACAAGUUCGGUGGUGAUCCAUCCCGCGUGACACUCUUCGGAGAGAGUGCUGGUGCCGUGUCGGUGUCGCUCCAUCUUCUGUCCGCCUUGUCGCGCGAUCUGUUCCAGCGUGCCAUCCUGCAGAGUGGAUCCCCCACCGCUCCCUGGGCACUGGUUUCGCGUGAGGAAGCCACGCUAAGGGCAUUGCGAUUGGCGGAAGCGGUCGGAUGUCCGCAUGACACCAGCAAACCGGGCGAUGCGGUCGAGUGUCUCCGUGGGAAGGAUCCACACGUGCUGGUCGACAACGAGUGGGGCACGCUCGGUAUCUGUGAGUUCCCGUUCGUACCGGUGGUGGACGGUGCGUUCCUGGACGAGACGCCCCAACGGUCACUCGCCAGUGGACGCUUCAAGAAGACGGAAAUCUUGACGGGCAGCAAUACGGAGGAGGGUUACUACUUCAUCAUCUACUAUCUGACCGAGUUGCUGCGCAAGGAGGAAGGUGUGACGGUGUCCCGCGAAGAGUUCCUGCAAGCGGUACGCGAACUAAACCCGUACGUCAACGGAGCGGCCCGGCAGGCGAUCGUGUUCGAGUACACCGACUGGACCGAGCCGGACAAUCCGAACAGUAACCGGGACGCGCUGGAUAAGAUGGUUGGCGAUUAUCAUUUCACGUGCAAUGUCAAUGAGUUCGCACAGCGGUACGCCGAGGAGGGUAACAAUGUGUACAUGUAUCUGUACACGCACCGUAGCAAAGGCAAUCCGUGGCCUCGCUGGACCGGCGUGAUGCAUGGUGAUGAGAUUAACUACGUGUUCGGUGAACCACUGAACCCGUCGCUUGGCUACACCGAUGACGAGAAGGGUUUCAGCCGGAAGAUCAUGCGCUACUGGUCCAACUUUGCCAAAACGGGCAAUCCGAAUUCGAGCCCGGCCAGCAGCGACAUCCCCGAGUGGCCCAAGCAUACGGCCCAAGGGCGACACUAUCUGGAGCUCGGCAUGAACACGUCCUUCGUCGGACGAGGCCCACGGUUGAGGCAGUGUGCGUUCUGGAAGAAGUAUCUACCGCAGCUUGUUGCAGCUACCUCGAACCUUCAAGUAGCACCACCACCAAGCGCACCGUGUGAAAGUGGCGCCUUUUUUUACCGACCUAAUCCGCUGGUGACGCUCCUGCUGGUUGCUCUACUGUCGCUGCUUACCUCGACCACACUCCGAGUCGUACAAUAAUCAUGGACGGUCUACGGGCUCCUGGCAAGUGGCCGUCAGCACCACUCCACUCCUCUCCCGUUUUCCUGCUAGUUCGUUUAAGCUUUAAGAAAAGAUAGUGAGGAACAAAUUCUCCAACCCCCCGCCCCCCUCUCUCCGUACCCCUUUAUUACACACUCGGUCCUUCCCUCCUCGACCCGUUUUUACUUCUGCAAAGCGAAAGCACCGAAAGCGAAUCAAACAAACUUUCCCGCACACGGAGGGAGGGGGGAAAGUAUUAGGAAUUAGAAAUAAAAGAAGCGCGUGGAUCAGACAGGCAGCCAGGCAGCCAGGCAACCAGGCAGGCGAUGGAAUAUGGUUUGGCGUUGAUCUGAGAUGGCGUUGCUGCAGCACUGCAGCUGCGUGGCCCACUCAGACCGCCAAAGGGGAAGGUGCCAGUCGUCGUUGCCGUAGCCGGCCGUAAGGGGGUUGGGGUGCCGCGAUGACAAAUAACCACGCACAGCUGCGUAAUAGUAUGAUAGGCUUAGGUUCCCCUUUAGGUGGCUGAUCACCUAGGCUGGUCGGCCUAAACAAAAUAAACAAAACACACACCACACACGAACACGAACACGAACACGGAGAGGAUCUGGUUCUGCAUUGCACACUCCCGUUCCUGGUGCUCAGGCCUCUCUGGCCUCCGGGAUUGAGUGGAGAGAGUAUAAAAUUUCAGUUGAGUUGUGCUUGAAAUCGAUUGCUACGUUGAUGUCCCAUUAGCCAAAUAUGUGAGCUAAAGUGUUCUGCCGGCCAGGAAUCGAAGUAGGCGACGCUAUGAUGACAGCACCUGUAUUCCAUUCUGUUUGAUCGCCAUGAUCGGUGAUGGCGAUAGUGUUGAACGAGCUAGCACCAUUAAAUAAUAUCUUUAUCUUUCUUACGCAACCUCAUUACUUUCACAGCUACACAAGCAAUCAGUUCUUUUUUAUUUUUGGUUCACAUUUCAACUCAAACUCUUUCACGCAAACUUAUCGGAACUUCGAAUUUCUCUCUAAUUCCACUUUAUCUCGCAAAACACUCCGAACAUGAACACAGGCACACAGAACAGAUACCACAUACACGGACACUGUCGACAGAGUAGUAUCUACAAUCAAUUAGACGUUACUUUCUAUGCUAGAUUAUACUAUUCAAGAGCCACAGGUGAAGGUGAGGCGGCAUCGUUGUACCCUAUUUCUACCAUCCUCACGAGCGAAAGAUGCUGGCAAAGUGGAUCCUAGUGCCGAGCGUAAGCGUUAAUGCAUAACCGUAAUAGUAGAGCGAUAACUAGUAAAUCAAUUCUGCCACAUACACUCACACAGACACAGUCAAACGCACACAGCAACAUAAGAAAGGAUGUCCUUCGACGACGAAAGGGAAAAGCAAAGUGCUUCACACACGAUGGAUCCGCUGGUAGCCAUCGCAGAAAGGGAAUUGUCAAUAAAAUAUGGAAAAAUUUAAUAAUAAAAAAAAUCAACUUGAAUAAAGAUAAUACUGAUGAAUGAACAGCCGAACACAGCGCAAACAACAGACGGCAACAGGCGACAACACUCCCCUAGUGCUAGCCUACCGUCUGCACACAUAAUCCGGUUGAUUGCUUGAGAAUUUGCGCUCCACAAAGCUCAACAGACACAACACUUUACACACGCAAACACAAAAUACACACAUAGUACGAAUAUUGAGUACGAAUGUAAGAUUCUAAGCAAAACCUCCUGCCCCCCCCCCCCUCCAAAAAAAACACAGCCUAGCCUCUCUCUAGUUUGUAGUAGCGUGGAAUGGGAGGCCGGGGAUGGGAAAUUCGUGGCGGUGUCAGCCUGGAGCACUGGCACACAAACCAAUCACAAGAGCAACAAACCUUCUAAAUCGCGAUCGAAAAACAAAAUAAGCAAACAAACGAGAAGAAUAGCCAGAAGACAACAACAAAAAGAAACGGGAGGGAAAAUGGAAAAACCGAAAACAUAUCAUACCUUGUAAUGCUGUUGCAAACUCUAAUGGUAUAAACUCUAAGCUCGACUCUAGAUUAAGGCAAAAUGGCCCCCGGCAGGGAGGGCACGGGGGGGGGGGGGGGGGUGGGGAAGGGGGCACAAGGCAAAAUGGCGUAGCACACAAUUCGUGGCAUUCAACUACCUGGAGCUCAAAUGCUAGCGACGCGACACACUGGUCAAACCCGAUCGGCCGGCAACAUUCACCCAACCAACCAACCAACCAAAAACAACAAGAAAAAAAAACACCCAAGUGAAGUUAAUGUUAAAACAAAAAAGAACUCUCUCUCUCUCUCUCUCUUUUUCGCCAACACCAGGCAUCCACCAGCCGCCACCAGCGAUGCCGACGAGUGUUCUUUCUCUCUCUCUCUGUGGGACACAUUCCAUGGGCAUUCCAUGAGGUUCCUUUACCGUCAAAACACUCCCAGUCAGACGGUACACGACAUGCGCAUGGCGAAUCGUUCUGGAGCGAUGAUCACGCAUGGCAUUCGGGCUCUAGGAGGCAAAAACGCAGCCAGACAACGUAGUGUUUAGGCGGGAGGGGAUGCCCGCAGUGGCCGAUAUAAUCAAACUUACUUAAGAUACGACUGUGCUUUAGGCUGCGCCAUUUAGAGAUGUAUCCAUUACCAUUUGCCAAUGUUGCACUCAAUCGUUAAGCAUAGAACCAGAAUUCUCGCCCCUGGAUGGUCUCACCAGCAUGCAGUUCAAGGCACGCCGAGCCGCUAAUACUCGCUAAUAACAGCUAGAAUACCAAUAGCUCUAACCAACAAGCGGGAUUAAGCGUGCACACAAUGGACGUGACAAAGCAUUUGCUGGUAGCUGCGAUGCGAUCGACUCGAGAAAAGAUCGACUGGAAGAUGGAUCGCUUAGAAACACCCCACACACUAGGCGUUCAAUGUAUCCUUCACGCGUUCUACGCGUAGUGGAAUAAAUGAAACGAAGCAAAACUAAAGACCAAAUCCAUGAGUCCAUGUCCUGUUGGAAAAGGUUGAGUCUGGCGGAUUAGCGGGGGCUUAAUCUGUACAAAAAAACAGCACCCACACGCAGACACACACUCGCAAAAUCACAGCCCGCCAGGAGAGGAGGAAAGCACACGCGGCAAUCACCAGAACAACACAAUCACCAAGUCCUACGGACCUCUUCCUCCUCCUACCUACUCAUUCCACCACAACAAAAAAAAACAACAAAACAAACGCUCUUAUCGCGCAUAAUUGUGAUGAUUUCUCUUCUCAAGUAAAACAGUGUUUCGACCAUUGUUUCUACAAAAGGAAGACAAAAACAAACCAAAAACAGAAACAAAAAACGAAUAAUUGAAAUAUGUCGGAGGAACAGAGCAAUCCGUGGAGUUGCUGUGGCCCGUGGAAACGUGGCGGCGUUCUAACGUUAACGGAGCAGCCAAACACAACACACUAGAUGCGUUUCGUGAGCGAUUAGUCGUUUCUAGGUUUGGAGUAGGCUCUGGACAAGAAACUGUUGGCAGUGGUUAACACUUUUCCACAAACACAGAUGCACGCAUGCACGCACGCACACGCGAACAUGCUCAUCGUGAUCGUGAGCAACGUUUAUCUUUAAACCAAAAGCAACCAAUUGAAUGCACCGGAAGCGGAAACUUAUGGUUUUUUUUUGCGAGGCUAAAGCAGCAAUUCGCGCCCGCUCCUUGCUGGUGCCAUCCAUUUGAUGUCCGUUAGUCCGUGAAGCGCCUCCUAUGUAUAAGCAUGCGAGCAGUCAGAACAGUAACCAAAGACCGCAUUAAAUUGCAGUCAUCGAGAGCCUGCGGAUGCUCCAGAUCCUUGCUUCCUCUUAACUCCUUGCUUCUUUCGCUCUCUCUCCCAGUCCACUACCCCUCCUUGUUGCUGCUUUCGAGGGAACCCGAGCCCCGCGAGAUCUUCCGUUGGCACCACACUAGAUGCACGUUGAAAAUGGACCAAUUUUCAAAAAAAAACCAAAACAAAUAACGGAAAACACACAAAAAAGCGUUAAAAGGUUAUCGAGAGGUCAAGAACUCCAAAUCCACAUGAGGAGGUAGCUGGAUGUAAUGGGAAACAUAGUGGAACCCCCGGGGGUCGUUGCACGCCACUCAGCGCCAGAUAUGCACUUGCUAGCCUUCGCCCCUUUUUUCCUACACUAGAAGUAACCGGUAGGGCCAGUACGAGCCACUAGGUUGGUUUGGAAGGAAAGGGGACUACGUGAUUGUAAAAAAGGGGGAAAACACCCUUGGCUAUCCCUUUGCCAGCCGUCGUAGACAGUUUAAGUGAGAUCGUCGGUGGCGUGGGAUUCAACGAACAAUAAAAAAGGUUCUUUAGGCGUCACCCAGGACGGCCUCAGGCGGCUCAUCGAUAGUGAUCGUGUGCGACGGCAUCGUUCUGAUGCUCGGUAUGCAUAUAUCUAUACAUAUAUAUAUACAUAAAUAUAUACACGUAUAUAAGUUUAUCGAUCCAACCAGCCAGCCAGCCAGCCAGCCAGCCAGCCAGCUACGUAAUCGUAUAAUCGAUCGCAACUUCAUUUCGAACCUCACGGUGCCGUGCUAGUGCGCGUGAAGUUUCCCGUUUUCCGUUUACCGCAGGACUUUCGUUUCGCGUUGAUGAUUAUUGAUCAGGAUGGCAUCAAUGCUACUUUAUGUUGUACUGCUUACGCAUCGCGGAACAGAAUGCAUGCAUCAAUCAGUAUAGUGCAAUCCCUUCUGGUCCUAGUCCGACGCGCGUUGAUACAACGAGAAACAAACAAAAAAAAAACUACGGGAACGUGGCUGUCGCUUGCUUGCUUCAUCACGUGCGCGCUAGAGUGUGGUUUGUGUGUUGUGUGUAGUGUUUACUAGUGUAGAGCCUGCCACCCUGCCCCAAAACCAAAAACCAUGAAGUCCGCACCAAACUAGUAGCGGCCUGCGGAGGUUUUUGGGGCGCCAUUCGCAACUGCAAAGUGCUGCCGUGCUGGCUAAAGACGCCAUCACCAUACACGUAGUGGUAGUAAUAGUAGUAGUAGUAGUAGUAGUAGAAGUAAAAAAAAGUAGGAUAUUCUAGCGAGUCAGUGAAAACGGAAGGAAUGCGCAAGAGAGAGAGAGAAAGAGAGAGAGAGAGAGAGAGAGAGAGAGAGAGAGAGAGAGAGAUAGGGCGAAGGGAGGUUGACGAGCGGUAGGAGAUAAUGUUCAUAAUACAUAUCAUUUAAGCUUAGAGUUUAUGACCAUUUUAUGAAAUGUAUAUUUUUAUUAUUAUAAAAAAGCAAGGGACAAAUCUUUGAUGACGAAUGUUAAGGUCGCGGUGAAUGGUGGAGUAGUGGAGGAUUAAAAGUAACUCCUUCCUCCUCCCUGCCCAGCAUCCCAGCAGGCUCGCGUCAGUGAGCGAAACUAGAAGCCAGCGCUAGCAGCAAAAUGGUAGAGAGCUAAUCGUGCCCGUGCCAAGGACACGUGGUUAGAAUUUGGGGCAGAGGUGCAGUGCGAGGAAAAACGAUAACUAAAAUGGAUCAUAUAGCUCUAUAUGCAUAUACAUACUAUAUACUGCAGAUCUAAUCGCCAUCGUCGCUAGUUUCGCCAGACGAGCGCCAGACGAGCGAGGUUUGCGUUUGGUUUGGCUUUACCAAUCUGUUCUUAGUUUCAACCCAAACCGAUCGGUUUAUUACCGCAAUGGCGCAACGCUGGAUCUGCUCUUUCUGUCGCUUAAAACGAACCGAUCUGCAUGGCAUCUAUCGCUUUGAAAAUCGAAUAGACAAAGCAGUUAGCAAAUUGUAGUAUUCUAGCGAUUGCCUCCAGUUCGACUCAACUGCUCUCUCUAGUUUCAAUGUUACUCCCUAUUUGAGCUUCUUCGUCUCCUGGUUAUCCACCUUCUCUUCGGAUGGAAGCAAUGCUUAUUCAACUUCGCGAAGAGAGUUCACGACACGCGGCAUUCCUUCCAUCCAUACCUUGAAGUAACGUUAGAACGUGUAAAACAAUCCUAAGCAAACUGCACCCGACCGAAAAUCGCGCGACCUAAGCCAGUCCUCCUUUCACGUUUAACCUGUUCGGCUGGAGGGAAAUGCUGGGAGUAGGCGGCGUAUGUUAUAGGACAUUAGGACACGUGCACUGCAUGUAGACGUGCAUGAGACUAAAGUAGUAGGCCUAAUGCGUUGUAAGAUCUUUCGUCAUGUGCCGUUUGCUGAAAGGCACACAUCUACUCUUCUUUCUUUCUCAAUGAUCUCCUUCACAAUUUCACAGAAACAACUACACCGACCGAGAUACACAAACAGUACAUCUGCAAACGAUAGUUGAGGGUGGAAGAGAGGCGCCACGCCAACUAUUGUGCAAUAGCUCAUAUCGAACACCAUGUUUAAAGCGGUCGGUUAAUACAACAAAUGAUCAGCAGAUCUCCUUUACACGUAUAGGCUUCUUGCUAUAGCAAUUAUCGUAUGUAGUAUUCAUUCGGUGGCGAUGAACAGUAUUUGGGGUCGUAUCGGGGUGCGGUGAGGAACGGUGGUGUUGGUGAUGGCGGUGGUAAUAGUGGCGUUGGAGCUGGUGGUAGGGAAUCAUCAUAUUAUCUAUAGGGAUCCCAAGGCCGCACAGAAUGAAUGACAAAAAAAACAAAGAACCACAAACCUAAUCUUUAAAUUUCCUUACAAUUGCAUUCUACCAGCAAAACAUGUGCCGCAUAGUUUGGUCCUUCGGCCUUCCUCUCGGCUCGGCUGGAUCUGCUGCUGUACAAUGCAACACAAGAGAAAUGUACGGGCUACGAUUUUUCACACAAAAGAAUCGGAUAGAAAAGCAAAUAAGAAACGAAAGAUUUAGAAGCAGAAGAAGAGGAGGCGAAACUGACGGUUCUAGAAGAAGAAAAAAAGUGGGAAUGCAAACGAUAGGUGGCAACCGGCAACCGUGUGUAAAAGCACAUAAAUGCACGAAUAAUUGAUGAAUGAAUUCCAAACUAGUAGCACUGAAACGAUUUUUCUCAUUUUCUAGUUCCGCUUCUACGUUUCUAUUACAAAGAUACAGCUAGCAAAAUGGCAGCAACAGUAGCAGUUUUAUUGGAAAGAAGACGAGUAACAAAUUCUUAGGAUAUAUUAUCAUGAAAGUAAAAAAAAAACAAAGAAACAAAAAGAUAAACAAGUCAAUCGGUAUUACUGAAGGUAUUAACUAAGGAGCGAUAACGGCGC